Engraulis encrasicolus (European anchovy) is the source of this 2445-nucleotide messenger RNA. RefSeq names its product arylsulfatase family, member K (gene arsk). The record is from RefSeq and is a predicted model, not a curated record. Gene Ontology annotation, molecular function: glucuronate-2-sulfatase activity; arylsulfatase activity. Bases 217 to 1812 code for a protein of 531 amino acids. NCBI's taxonomy places the organism in Eukaryota, Metazoa, Chordata, Actinopteri, Clupeiformes, Engraulidae. The transcript has 8 exons.
UAGAGGCAGAGACUUGAGAUGUGCAAAACUGAAAACUUGUUAUUUAUUUAUUUGUGUCAUUUGCAGUGUAGUCUAAAGGUAAAGGCUCGGAGAUUUUCCGCUGAAAAGAUGGGCUGAGUUCAGUGACAUUUAUGGUGGUUCACGUUUGCUUUCAGGAACAGUGAUUAUUGUCUCGUGACUAGGCUUCAGUUUGACAGAGGACUAUCGUUAGACAGAAUGAUGUCCCAACUCUUCUUUGUUGCUUUUGCAGUAUUUUGUCAAAAUACUGUGCAGGGUUUUAGACCAUCAGCUGCGACAAGACCCAACAUUGUGAUGGUGAUGUCUGAUGCAUUCGAUGGAAGGUUGACAUUUGCCCCAGGCAAUGAUGUUGUUCAGCUGCCCUACACCAACUAUAUGCGACAAUUAGGGGCAAUAUUUUUAAAUUCCUAUACAAACUCUCCCAUAUGCUGUCCCUCAAGAGCAGCCAUGUGGAGCGGUCGCUUUGUGCAUUUGACUAAAUCAUGGAACAACUACAAGUGCCUUGACCCCAAUGCCACCACAUGGAUGAAUCAGCUGCAGCAGAGUGGAUAUCGAACACUCAGCUUGGGAAAACUAGACUUCACAUCAGGAGGACACUCUGUCAGCAACCGUGUGGAGGCCUGGACUCGAGACGUGCCGUUUCUCCUCAGCCAGGAGGGCCGGCCUGUCGUGAACCUGGUGGGUAACUCCUCCACCGUGCGGGUCAUGACCCACGACUGGAAGAACACAGACUUGGCCUCCGAGUGGAUACGCAGGAGCAACGCCAGUGCCAACGGCAACGGCAACGCGGGGCAGCAACAGUCCCAGCCCUUUGCCCUGUACCUGGGCCUCAAUCUACCCCAUCCGUACAAGACGGACUCCCUGGGGCCCGACGCUGGGGGCUCCACAUUCCGCACCUCUCCCUACUGGCUACGGAAGGUGUCAUAUGAGCACAUUACUGUACCAAGAUGGCUGCCGGUGUCCGAGGUGCACCCAGUAGACUACUACUCCACCGUCACCAAGAACUGCAGCUCCAACUUCACUGUGGAGGAGAUCAGGGACAUCAGAGCAUACUACUACGCCAUGUGUGCAGAAACGGAUAGCAUGCUGGGUGAGGUGAUAUCAGCCCUUCGUGACACGGGGCUGCUGAACAACACGGUUCUCCUCUUCACCUCAGACCAUGGAGAGUUGGCCAUGGAGCACAGGCAGUUCUACAAGAUGUCCAUGUUCGAGGGCAGCUCCCAUGUCCCUCUGGUUGCUAUGGGACCAGGCAUCAAGUCGGGACUGCAGAUCAGUCAGCCCGUCUCCCUGGUGGACAUUUACCCCACCCUAAUGGAGCUGGCUGGCAUCCCGAGCCCCGAUGGCCUGAGUGGCUACUCUCUGCUGCCCCUGCUGUACGGCACCAACAGCUCCAGGCCAGGCUGGGUGCUGAGCGAGUACCAUGGCUGCAAUGCUAAUGCCUCCAUGUACAUGCUGAGGCAGGGCCGAUGGAAGUACAUCGCCUAUGCGGAUGGCACUAGCAUCCCACCACAGUUAUUUGACCUUUCAAAGGAUAAAGAUGAACUGAGGAACCUGGCCCCCUCCUCAUCUGAGCUAGUCCGUGGUCUGGACCUUCAGCUGCGCUCUGUGGUAGACUACCCCAGCGUCUCUAAAGAGGUGCACCUCUACAAUAAGCAAGAGUUCCUCUGGUGGAGACUGGGCCUGGGAGCCAACUACAGCCAAGUCAUCGGCAACCUGCGCUGGCACCUGGACUGGCAAAAAGAUCCACUGAGCAACGAGAAAGCCAUAGAUGACUGGCUGCUGGGCGUCCAGUGACUGAUUUUUUUUAUUGUCUGUAUUUUAUUUACUGUAAUGAAGGGGAGGAUAGAUGCCUGCUUAAAAAAAACAGCCUCCAGGGUACCAAAUGUCACUCUGACUUCUAGAUCAAAGAACAAGGCCUACAGUAUUUGCAUAACCAUCAGAGCACGCGUACAACCCUUCCUGUCGGGAAGUGCACCCUUGCACUGGAUGUAUGUGUUUCUUACACAACUUCCCCCACCAUACUUCUCCUAUCCAGGGUACCUGCCAUUCUAUGCUUCACCAAUCACUGGGGGUUUCUCCUGAUUUAUGUGGAGUUGUCUUACACUCUAUGCAAUUGUUCCUGAAAUGUAUAUUUAUUAUAUUGCUUUUUUUUCUUUACUGGGCUUGAUUACUCACUGAUUACUAGUUACUUUGCAUCAAAGCGUAAAGUCCAGUUAAAGCCUUUGUUGUUGCCUCUGAUAUCCCUAGACUCACCUACCCUGGGGGUGGGGGGCUGGGGCCCACCCCUGCUGCAUACGGCAUGACACUGAAAUGGGUGUUCAAAGUAGUCUGGUCAAAUAACCUUUUCUCUGUGUUUGACUUGCUCAAAAAGUCAGGCACAGAAUAAAGAACUAUAAACAUCUUGGAGUGCUGUGGCGCUAAGGCACC